AACCCACCCCAGUAUAGACCAGUAUAGACCAGUAUGGUCCCAGUGCCCCACGGCUUCGAGAAACCCUCGGCAAUUCAACAGAGAGCGAUUCUGCCGUGUAUCAAAGGUGAGAGCGUCCCAGUAUAAACCAGUAUAGACCAGUAUGGCUAAAAAACCCUCCCCAGUACAGCCCAGUUCAUCCCAGUAUAGACCAGUAUAGACCAGUAUGGUCCCAGUGCCCCACGGCUUCGAGAAACCCUCGGCAAUUCAGCAACGGGCCAUCCUGCCGUGUAUCAAAGGCUAUGACGUCAUCGCCCAGGCCCAAUCCGGAACCGGUAAAACCGCCACCUUCGCCAUUUCCAUCCUGCAGCAGGUGGAGCUGGAGCUGAAAGCCACGCAAGCCCUGGUGCUGGCCCCGACCCGCGAGCUGGCCCAGCAGGUACCAGUAUAAACCAGUAUAAACCAGUAUAGACCAGUAUAAACCAGUAUGGACCAGUAUAAACCGGUAUGGACCAGUAUAAACCAGUAUAAAUGAGUUAGAACCAGUUCUAACCAAAGCCACACAGGCCCUGGUGCUGGCCCCGACCCGAGAACUGGCCCAGCAGGUACCAGUAUAAACCAGUAUAAACCAGUAUAAACCAGUAUG
Malurus melanocephalus (red-backed fairy wren) is the source of this 625-nucleotide messenger RNA. RefSeq names its product eukaryotic initiation factor 4A-I-like. Gene Ontology annotation, cellular component: cytoplasmic stress granule. The coding region runs from base 206 to 430 and encodes 74 amino acids. The transcript is spliced from 2 exons. The record is from RefSeq and is a predicted model, not a curated record. Gene Ontology annotation, molecular function: translation initiation factor activity; ATP binding. Gene Ontology annotation, biological process: cytoplasmic translational initiation. NCBI's taxonomy places the organism in Eukaryota, Metazoa, Chordata, Aves, Passeriformes, Maluridae.